AUGAAUACCGAAAGAUUAGAAUUAGCGGAACACAUCGCUCAGGUUGGACAUGAGAUCAAUUGGAAGGCAACUGUAAGAAGGGCCUCAUACAGUGAAAACACCAGUAGGCGGAAGAUUACGGAAGCCAUUGACAUCCCUAGGCGAGAAAAUCGAAUGAACGGAAGAUUGGAGGAUGGUAGAGUUAGCGAUAACUUUGCAUACUGCUUAAGCAAACCCGGGGAAAACAAGAAUAUAACAAUAUCGGCAAAACGGAGACACUUGGAUCAAGAAUCUUUCGCUAACCUGAGUACAAGGGAUCGCGAUGAGAAAAGAAAGGGUGGGGAUUAUCAGCAAUCAAGCGAAGACGUUGUCAGUGGGUGA
Messenger RNA from Protopolystoma xenopodis, 360 nucleotides. The record is from the annotation of a GenBank genome assembly. Lineage: Eukaryota; Metazoa; Platyhelminthes; Monogenea; Polystomatidea; Polystomatidae.